Prorocentrum cordatum is the source of this 1589-nucleotide messenger RNA. NCBI's taxonomy places the organism in Eukaryota, Dinophyceae, Prorocentrales, Prorocentraceae. The record is from the annotation of a GenBank genome assembly.
AGGAUCGCGGCCCCAGUUCUGGCCGGAAGGCUGGCGCCAGCGAGAGGGCCCGACGGGCCUUGAGCUCCGGGCGGCGCAGCAGCCGCCCCCCCCGUGGCCGCGGCCUCUGCGACGGGGGCGAGCCCGCGCAGUCGUGCCGCCUCAGGUGUCGAUCUUCGAUGCCGGCGCCGCGUUCCUGCAGCCCGCCGCGCUGGCACCAGGGGUGCUCGCGGUGGCCUCCUGCGACGGCCUCUUCGUCUCCGUGGACGGCAGCUCGUCGGAGCUGCGAGCCCCUCGCCACCGCCGCCGUCCAAGUUCGAGACCAGACGUACUCCAUCGAGUUCUUGACCGAGGUUCGCCGACAGAUGAUGCAAGCAGAAAAAGGCGGUCUACCGAAGACGGUGAAGCUGCCGCCGGGAGUCUGGCCCUCGGAGCGCCAGGCGGACGAGCCAGAAGUCACCGGCGACAACUCGGCCGAGGAAGCGGUGGAGAAGGGUCCUGCUGACGGGAAGUCCAGCAGCUGCCAGAAUGUCGGCUACUUCCCCAGCGCGGCGUCUGCGAAGUGGGAGGGCCCGGCCGACCCUUUGUGUGGCAAGAUCUUUGUCGGCCGCUUGGACCUGUCGACCACCGAGGAAACCAUCCGGUCGCAUUUCUCUUGGUACGGGACCGUCAUCGACUGCCACUUGGAGAGAGGCUGGACUGGACUCUCGAGGGGCUUCGGGUUCGUGCUGUUCGACAACGCCGCCUCCGCGAAGAAGGCGGUUGAAGAAGAUGGCCACCGUAUCGAUGGACGUUGGGUGGAGUGCAAGAGGUAUGUCCCGCAGGCGCCCGCGGCGGCGCGCGGCUCCUGCCUCCGCGCGGACGCCGACGCGUUCUACCCCAGCGUGCCGACGGAGGAGGCUGCCAGCCCAGCAGACAUUCUGGAGCAGGAUGCCCUGGAGUACACCGGCGUCCAUUGCGCGUGGACGCCGUGGUGCACAGAGGGGGCGUGGUCGGCGGAGGCGGACGGCGAGGAGGAGCCCGCGGCGGCCUGGUGCGCUUGGAUGGACGGGCGCCCCCUCGGGGCGGCGCCGUGCGGACCCGCAGAAGGCGUGGGACUGGCCCGGAGCGCAGGAGUCGUCGAUCAUCACGAAAAGUCAUAUCAUGCACACGGUCUUCUGCGAAGAGGGGACCCCAAAGAUCAUCUACGGGAGAACAGAGGCCUUGGAGGAGUAGUUCCGCGUCCUCGACGAGUGCGCCGUCGAGUUCUCUGAGACCCAAUAGGCAUCUAGAAGUGAUGGCAGUCGUGGAUGCGGCGCGAGCGGUAGCAGAGAGAUUGUUGCAGAAACGCGGUGGUGAGGCUCCUCCUAGUUUCAGAGCCGUUGAGUGUUUUCUGUCGUCCCAAGGCAUUCCCAGGGGCUCGGCCAAGCGGGAAUCGCUGCUUCGUAGCAGGCACGUGCAGGAGAUUCAUGGGCGUGUUUUCCACUACCACCACCAUACGGUGGAGUGGAAGGAGGAGCAGUAACACCCAUGGAUGGCCUGAUCUGAGUUGGUCCAGUUACGUUCGCUUCACAGGGUAUCGUGAUAUUAACAUGGCGUGGUGACGUCAGCCCGGCCGACUACCUGAGGAA